AUGAUCAAAAAAGUUAUAUUUUCCCUCAUUUGUCUACAAGUUUUUGCUGCUCCAGACUUCGAAAAUUUGGCGGAAUUCAAAAAAUUCGUCAAAGAUUUUGAUAGAAAAUAUCAAAAUGAAGCGGAGUUUCAAAAAAGAUUUGAGAUUUUUUCUGCGAAUUUGAACCUUAUUCGACGAUAUAAUCAAGAAGAUUUCGAAAAAGGAAUCAGUUAUUCAAUUAAUGAUUUUGCUGAUUUAACAGAAGAAGAAUAUCAACAAAAUUAUUUGAUGAAUCCAACCAAAAAAGAAAAUUCGAAAAAAAAUAUUGUAGACAGUUUUGGAGGAGUUAUCCCAAAUUCAAUUGAUUGGAGAAAUGUGAAUAAUCAAAACCACGUUUCAUCGGUAAAAUAUCAAGGAAAAUGUGGAUCUUGUUGGGCAUUUGCUGUUGCACAAUCAAUUGAAUCAGCAGUUAGUAUUGCUUCAGGAACCACAAAUCCAGAAUCACUUUCUUCGCAACAAAUUUUGGAUUGUACUCCCAAUUCUGGAAAAUGUCAAGGUGGAGAACCAUUGGAUGCAAUUGAAUAUGUUAUUGAACAUGGUGGUUUGACAACUGCAAAGAGUUAUCCAUAUUUAUUUUUUAGCACUAAAUGUAGAGAGGAUAAUAAACAGAUUGUGGUAGGCUUCAAAAAUUUGGGCCAACUUUUUUUUUCGAAAAAUUGUUCAGAAAUUUCAAAAAUUGUUGAAGUGUUUGAUUUUUAGCCUCAUUAUUGAAAAGUUAAAAAAAAAAUUCAAAUUUUUGCCUCGCAUUCAGAUUUUUCCAGAAAAUCCAAAGUUUCCCUCAAUUUUUCAGGCCAAUAUUUCAACAUAUCUUCUUGGCUCAACCGAAGAUCAUAUUGCUCAACUGGUUGGUUCAAAAGGUCCAGUUGUAGUUUGUGCCAAUUUUGCCACCAACAAGAAUCGCUUUUAUCAUGGUGGAAUUGCUGAAGAUCCGGAGUGCGGUGUAAGUUUUCUAUUCUAUGAAUUCCAGCAAACCUCCAAAUUUUUCAGACUGAACCAACUCAUGCUUUAAUUGUUGUUGGAUAUACACCAGAUUAUUGGAUUUUGAAAAACACCUACAGUACGAUUUGGGGUGAAAAAGGAUAUAUGCGAGUGAAAAGAGGUGUUAAUUGGUGUGGAUUGACAACUGAAAAUUCGAUUUUGCCAAUUGUUUAA
Caenorhabditis angaria is the source of this 1191-nucleotide messenger RNA. The record is from the annotation of a GenBank genome assembly. NCBI's taxonomy places the organism in Eukaryota, Metazoa, Nematoda, Chromadorea, Rhabditida, Rhabditidae.